Molecule: messenger RNA, 1569 nt
Organism: Cucurbita pepo subsp. pepo (vegetable marrow)
Lineage: Eukaryota; Viridiplantae; Streptophyta; Magnoliopsida; Cucurbitales; Cucurbitaceae
Product: mitochondrial dicarboxylate/tricarboxylate transporter DTC
Biological process (GO): transmembrane transport
Source: RefSeq, a predicted model, not a curated record
GAAAGGAAUUAGGGUUAUUUUUAGGUGCCACAUCUGUAAGAGGGGCCAAUUUUUGGGGGAAAAGGGCAGCAAAAAUUGGAGCAUUGCAAAUGGGAAUUACCCAUUUUCAUUGAUCGACGAGGAAUACGAGGUCCGCCAUUCAAAAUCAACAUCAAAAGCUGAAAUUAAAUUAAUAGCUGGCCACUGAAGGGUGUGGGAGAGAGAGGUGUAGAAACAAAGAACUAUAAAAUCAGCGCAGUUUUGCAAACCCAGAAAGCCUUUUCGAUUUCUUCUUCGCUCCCCCAUUUGAUCUUUCACUCUUAACUUUUCAAUUCUGCAAAUGGGUGACGAUAAAAAGCCUAAAUCCGGCGUUUGGCCCACUGUCAAGCCCUUUGUCAAUGGAGGGGCCUCUGGUAUGCUCGCCACUUGCGUCAUUCAACCCAUCGAUAUGAUCAAGGUGAGAAUUCAGUUGGGUCAGGGCUCAGCGAGCGAGAUAACCAAGAACAUGCUUAAGACGGAGGGAGUUGGUGCUUUUUACAAGGGUCUCUCUGCUGGGCUCCUUAGACAAGCUACCUAUACCACUGCACGACUUGGAUCAUUCAAGAUUUUGACAACCAAAGCAAUUGAAGCUAAUGACGGCAAGCCCCUUCCUCUUUAUCAAAAAGCUUUAUGUGGGCUAACAGCUGGUGCCAUUGGAGCAUCAUUUGGCAGUCCAGCAGAUCUAGCGCUUAUCCGAAUGCAGGCAGAUGCCACUCUCCCCGUUGCACAACGUCGACACUACAAAAACGCAUUCCAUGCACUAUAUCGUAUCGUUGGAGACGAAGGUGUUUUGGCUCUCUGGAAAGGUGCUGGGCCAACCGUAGUGAGAGCAAUGGCAUUGAACAUGGGCAUGCUCGCUUCCUAUGAUCAAACUGUCGAGUUUUUCAAGGAUAACCUCGGUUUUAGCGAAGCUACAACAGUUCUAGGUGCAAGUGCAGUUUCUGGGUUCUUUGCUUCAGCUUGUAGUUUGCCAUUUGAUUAUGUGAAGACUCAGAUUCAGAAAAUGCAGCCAAAUGCUGAGGGGAAGCUUCCAUACUCUGGCUCUUUGGAUUGUGCCAUGAAGACCUUGAAAUCUGGUGGCCCAUUCAAAUUCUACACUGGCUUCCCUGUGUACUGUAUUCGGAUUGCUCCACAUGUCAUGAUGACAUGGAUUUUCCUCAACCAAGUUCAAAAAUUCGAGAAGUCUAUUGGACUAUGAGGUUCGGAAUGAUGGGGCGUUUCUUCUCGACCUGCCACAAUCGGCCACAGUCGUAAGGAACAUUUUUUCGCCCUGCUUUGAGGCUAUGUCAUGGUUCAACAUUGCACCCGUAAAAGUUUUGACUUAUUGUCUUUUUUUCUUUUUGUCGUAGUAGAGUUGAGGGGCUAAAUUGUGAGCGUUGAGUUCGAGUUCGAGUUGCGAUCGGAUUAUAGGAUUUUUUUUUUGAAGAGCAUAAAAUCCCAUUGAAAAUUUUGGAUGGGGUCAUUGAUUUGUCAAAAUAAAGUUUUGGGGACAAAAGGGAUAUGCUGAUAUCAGUUUUGUUAUCUUUCAAUAUAGACGAUUUCUUUAUACAA